This is a messenger RNA of Hyaena hyaena (striped hyena), 558 nucleotides long. Its product is annotated as 60S ribosomal protein L13-like. NCBI's taxonomy places the organism in Eukaryota, Metazoa, Chordata, Mammalia, Carnivora, Hyaenidae. The coding region runs from base 1 to 558 and encodes 185 amino acids. Gene Ontology annotation, cellular component: ribosome; cytosolic large ribosomal subunit. The record is from RefSeq and is a predicted model, not a curated record. Gene Ontology annotation, molecular function: structural constituent of ribosome; RNA binding. Gene Ontology annotation, biological process: translation. The transcript has a single exon.
AUGGCACCCAGCCAGAAUGGCAUGACCCUGAAGCCUGACUUCCACAAGGACAGGCAGCCAGCUGGUGCAGAAGAUCCACAAUGCCCUGUAUGUGGACCCAUCCAGCCCACUGUGAGGUGCUCUAUGGUGAGGGAUCACACCAAAGUGCAAGCUGGCAGGGGAUUCAGCUUGGAAGAGUUAAAGGGUAGAAGGGUGGCUGGCAUUCACAAGGUGGCGGCACGGGCCAUUGGGAUUUCAGUAGAUCCCAGAAGGUGGAGCAAGUCCACUAAGACCCUGCAGGCCAACAGCAUGUUUCAGCUGAAGGAGUACCACUCUAAGCUCAUCCUCUCCCCCAAGAAGCCCUCAGCCCCCAAGAAAGGAGACAGCUCUUCUGAAGAACUCAAAUUGGUUACCCAGCUGACAGGACUGGUCAUGCCUGCAGGGAAUUCCUUUAAGAAGGAGAAAGCUAGAGUCAUUAUAGAGGAGGAGAAAAACUUCACCAGUGUUACCAUGUCCCAUGCCAGGCUCUUUGGCAUCCAGGCAAAGCAGAGCCAAGGAAGCUACAGAACAGGAUAUUGA